Messenger RNA from Symphalangus syndactylus (siamang), 3918 nucleotides. It is a transcript of the gene THNSL1, whose product is annotated as threonine synthase like 1. Gene Ontology annotation, cellular component: cytoplasm. NCBI's taxonomy places the organism in Eukaryota, Metazoa, Chordata, Mammalia, Primates, Hylobatidae. The record is from RefSeq and is a predicted model, not a curated record.
GCUCGGAGUGCUCGGAUAGGCUACAGUGAGAGAGGAGAGUCACGUGCCCUGCGCGAGGCCGCUCGGGGCGUGGGCGUGGAGCGGAGGCACGGUGGCCGCCGCAGGCACAGGCGCAGAGUUCACUGCGCAGGGGCGGGCCCGGGGAACUAGCUGGAGGUACGGUGUUCCGUGUCCUGUGGAGGCUUUAGCGGCUCGUGGACACUGCUCUCCCAUUUCCUUUCAUUUCCCCCGUCUUCUCAGUGAGAUUUCUUUGGCUCCACGUUUUGCAAAGAUCAGUUUUGCCUCAGAGUCAACAAACUCUUCAGAUUGGUUCCGGUGUGUCCUAUGUUUACAAGUCAGUGGAAAUUAAACAAAACACAUACAAAUUGAAAAGUCAAAUAAGGAAAUGAAUUACUUCCCUUGACGGCUCUAAUUUUACUUGGCUAAAGCCAAUUUUUAGGUUGGCUUGGGCAGAAAAGUGAAAAGAGAAUGCUCCACUUUAACCGAUGUCAUCAUCUGAAAAAGAUAACACAGAAAUGUUUUUCUAGUAUACAUGUUAAAACGGAUAAACACGCACAGCGAUUUCUUUCAAGAACCUUUGCACUUGCGGAAUUGAGGAAGUCAUGGUAUUCAACCCACUCUCUUGUUGGAGACAAAAAUAUUAUCCUGAUGGGACCUCCUGGUGCUGGGAAAACAACAGUAGGCAGAAUAAUAGGUCAGAAACUAGGUUGUUGUGUCAUAGAUGUGGAUGAUGAUAUCCUUGAAAAAACCUGGAAUAUGAGUGUGUCUGAAAAAUUACAGGAUGUUGGUAAUGAGCAAUUUUUAGAAGAGGAAGGAAAAGCUGUGUUAAACUUCUCUGCAUCUGGAAGUGUGAUUUCCCUUACUGGGUCCAAUCCAAUGCAUGAUGCUAGCAUGUGGCAUCUGAAGAAAAAUGGAAUAAUUGUAUACCUGGAUGUACCUCUACUAGAUCUAAUUCAUCGUCUAAAAUUAAUGAAGACAGAUAGGAUUGUAGGUCAGAAUUCUGGAAAAUCUAUGAAAGACUUACUUAAAUUUAGAAGACAGUAUUAUAAGAAGUGGUAUGAUGCUCGUGUUUUGUGUGAAAGUGGGGCUUCCCCAGAGGAGGUAGCUGACAAAGUGCUGAAUGCAAUUAAAAGAUACCAAGAUGUGGACUCGGAAACAUUCAUUUCAACAAGACACGUUUGGCCUAAAGACUGUGAACAGAAGGUUUCAGCAAAAUUCUUUAGUGAAGCUGUAAUUGAGGGGUUGGCUUCUGAUGGUGGACUCUUUGUUCCUGCGAAGGAGUUUCCAAAAUUAAGCUGUGGGGAGUGGAGAAGCCUAGUAGGAGCAACCUACAUAGAAAGAGCACAGAUACUGUUGGAAAGAUGUAUCCAUCCUGCAGACAUACCUGCUGCCAAGUUGGGAGAAAUGAUUGAAACUGCUUAUGGGGAAAACUUUGCCUGCUCAAAAAUUGCUCCUGUCAGGCACCUUUCAGGCAACCAGUUCAUUCUGGAGUUGUUUCAUGGACCAACGGGAUCAUUUAAAGAUUUGUCUUUACAGCUUAUGCCUCAUAUUUUUGCACACUGUAUCCCACCAAGUUGCAAUUAUAUGAUACUUGUAGCUACUUCAGGAGACACAGGGAGUGCAGUCUUAAAUGGUUUUAGUCAUCUUAGUAAGAAUGAUAAGCAAAGGAUAGCUGUAGUCACAUUUUUUCCUGAGAAUGGAGUAAGUGAUUUUCAAAAAACACAAAUAAUUGGCAGUCAGAGAGAAAAUGGAUGGGCAGUGGGUGUUGAGUCAGAUUUUGAUUUUUGCCAGACAGCUAUAAAAAGAAUUUUUAACGAUUCUGAUUUUACUGGCUUUCUUACUGUGGAAUAUGGAACAAUCUUAAGUUCGGCUAACUCCAUAAACUGGGGCCGACUACUUCCUCAGGUAGUUUAUCAUGCUUCCGCAUAUCUUGAUCUUGUUAGUCAAGGAUUUAUUUCUUUUGGAAGCCCAGUCGAUGUCUGUAUUCCCACAGGAAACUUUGGUAACAUUUUAGCAGCAGUGUAUGCCAAAAUGAUGGGAAUCCCAAUUCGAAAAUUUAUCUGUGCCUCUAAUCAGAACCAUGUUUUGACUGAUUUUAUAAAAACAGGACAUUAUGAUCUAAGGGAAAGAAAAUUAGCACAAACCUUUUCACCCUCAAUAGAUAUUCUCAAAUCUUCAAACCUAGAACGACAUUUACACUUGAUGGCUAAUAAAGAUGGGCAACUAAUGACAGAAUUAUUUAAUCGAUUAGAAAGUCAGCAUCACUUCCAGAUAGAAAAGGCUCUAGUUGAGAAACUUCAGCAGGAUUUUGUAGCUGACUGGUGCUCUGAGGGAGAGUGCCUAGCAGCUAUUAACUCCACCUAUAAUACUUCAGGGUAUAUUUUGGAUCCACACACUGCUGUUGCAAAAGUGGUUGCAGAUAGGGUGCAAGACAAAACUUGCCCUGUGAUUAUCUCAUCUACAGCCCAUUACUCAAAGUUUGCACCUGCUAUCAUGCAGGCUUUAAAGAUUAAAGAAAUCAGUGAGACUUCAUCAAGCCAGCUCUAUUUACUGGGUUCAUACAAUGCAUUACCUCCACUGCAUGAGGCUUUAUUAGAGAGAACAAAACAGCAAGAGAAGAUGGAGUACCAGGUCUGUGCAGCUGAUAUGAAUGUCUUGAAGAGUCAUGUGGAAAAACUUAUCCAAAAUCAAUUCAUAUGAAAGCUUUCAGAGUAAAUUUUUUUUUCUAGCUGUAAGCAUGCAAUAAUAAAUCUCAAAUAUUGAUUUGGAGUACAGUAGCAUUUUGCCUUUUAUGUAAAUAUCUCUAUAUCUGGUUGGAAUUUCAAUAGUCUGAUCUCUAGGGCUGACAGACCUCCAUGGCACCUCCUCAGAUCUUUAAUCUGGAAGUGACAAAAGGUAACACUGUGCACGGACCUUUGAGCUAUCAUGCUUUUGCCUUGUGCGCAUGAGGGGUGUAUCAGUUUCCACUCCCACACCCUCACUGUUAUGUGGACCAAAAUGUCUGGUAUACGAUUUGGCAAUUAAAAUAUUUAAGCCCAGUUUUCAGGUACUACAUCUGUAACUAGUGAAUACUCUGUUGGUUAGAAAGUUAAUUUACCACUCAAAAUGGCUAACUUGAAUGGAGGAAGUAGUAAACUCUUCUAUUAGGAUUAGGGCCAGUGUUUUUUGUUUUUUGGUGCAGUUUCAGCUCACUGCAACCUCCGCCUCCUAGGUUCAAGUGAUUCUCCUGCCUCAGCCUCCCAAGUAGCUGGGAUGACAGGCAUGCACCGCCACACACGGCUAAUUUUUUUAUUUUUAGUAGAGAUGGGGUUUCGCCAUGUUUUCCAGGCUGAUCUUGAACCUCUGACCUCAGGUGAUCCACCCACCUCGGCCUCCCAAAGUGCUAGGAUUACAGGUGUGAGCCUCUGCACCUGGCUAGGGCCAGUGUUUUUAACCCUCCUCAAAUUCCAUUUUGGACUACAACUAGUGCGUAUCCCGCACUGUCCAAAUUAAAGAUGUAAUUAAAGAUGUACUCUGUCCUUCACUCUCCUUUGGAUGUUUACGGUUAGGGUGAUGAUGUUUGAAAAUCAAGACGUUACUGAAAUCCAGGAUGAAACAGUAAGCAGAACUACUUAGAAAUGAAUACAGAAAUAAAAUGAUCUAUUUCAAGAUAAAAGUUUUCCAAAAUUAAGAGUACUUGAGUAGUCUCAAUAGGAGUGUAUUUGUAGACAGCAGUUUCCCUAUAUUAUUUGGAGUCAAUUCUUACGUAAUUUGUUGUUUCUUUCUUAGUGAACAUUGUCUUUUUCUGGCAGCUGAAACUGCACACAACUGAUACACAUAUUUAAUUUGUAUUCCUUUGUAGUAAUACAUUUUAACCAUGAUUUAUGUUUGUGAAUUUACUGGAUGUUUUCUUUCUGAAUUAAAGAUUGUCAAGACCAA